Molecule: messenger RNA, 1819 nt
Organism: Carlito syrichta (Philippine tarsier)
Lineage: Eukaryota; Metazoa; Chordata; Mammalia; Primates; Tarsiidae
Gene: CFAP100
Product: cilia and flagella associated protein 100
Exons: 13
Cellular component (GO): ciliary basal body
Source: RefSeq, a predicted model, not a curated record
CGUGCGUCUCCGGAGUCCGUGGGUGACAGGGAGCCCCCGGCCCGGGCGCCACCCACCUGGUCUGACCCGCAGGAGCGAGAACGGAAGAAGACGCUGCGGGUGUACGAGAAGAUGACCUACGCCUCCAACGUGUGCGCCAAGCACACCAGACUGCGGCGGGAGCUGCAGCUGGAGGACCAGACCCAGGACCUGCAGGUGCGCGCCGAGGCCCAGCAGCUGCGCGCCUUCCGUGACCACAUGGCCUGGAAACUCGCCGCCACCAAAGAAAAGGUGGAGCCUGAGAACACGAACAGCUACAUUAACCAGAAGCGGCAGAUGUUCCUCCUCCAGUAUGCCCUGGAGAUGAAGCGUGCCGAGAUCCAGCGGCUGGAGCUGCAGGUGGCGGAGGAGGAGGCCAGGCUGGAGCAGGCCGAGAAGUCCCUGGAGAAGGACGCGGCCCUGUUCGACGAGUUCCUCAGGGAGAACGACCGCAGCUCCGUGCAGGCCAUGAGAGUGGCUGAGAGGGAGACAAAAGCCAAGGUGGAGAAGAUCAUCGAGAUCAGGGACCUCACCGUCCAGAUCAUGAACAUCAAAAGCGAGAUCUCCAAAUUUGAAGACACGCUGCAGCAGUACAAGGUCUACAAGGAUUUCCUAGACCGACUGUCGCCCAAGGAGUGGUUCGAAGAACAGGAGAAGAAACGCUCGUCUCUCAGAAAAGCCGAGGAGGUCACCGAGGUCCCCAAAGGCAGCAGCAUUUAUGUCAUGUCAGGGGACAAAGGCUCAGAGAUCAAGGGCAAGAUGGGCUCCAUGGGGGCCAAAGAGAGUCUGGGCACAAAGAAGUCCUUGAGGUUUCUUCCGGGGCUGCAGCUGGGGCAGACCCUGUCCCACACGAGCAGUCCCCAGCAAGACAGCCAGCCCAGCGGGUCUAGUGGGCUGGACUCCAAAGGGUGUCCCCCGCUUUACCCUCCCAUGCCCCAGUUGAAUGCUUCUCGGGCUGGAAAGGACGUGACCUCUACCACCAGUGUCCAGGCUCACUUGGUCCAUCAGGAGCUGCAGCUCUACUUCACGGAGCCCCAGCAGCUCCUGGACGUCUUCACAAAUCUGGAGGAGCAGAACCUGUCGCUGAUUCAGAACACGCAGGAGAUCGAGGAGACCUUGGAAGAGCUGGGCCUCACCCUCAGAAACACCCAGACGCGCAUGGACAGGGAAAUCAACCAGCUGAAGCAGUGGAUCACCACAAUGAUGCUGUCCAUCACCAAGGAGGAGGACACAGCCGCUGAGCUGGAGCUCAAAGCCCGAGUCUUCCACUUCGGCGAAUACCAAGGCGAUCAAGAGGAUGAGCUUCUGGAGAGUCUGAGCCGCAAGGUGCUAGACGUGUACCAGCACUGCAUCGGCACCCAGCAGGAGGCCAACCUGGGCACUGUGCAGAUGCUGACCCUCAUCGAGCACCAGCUGGACAAGCUGCUCGAGAAUCUGGAGCGCAUGCCGCAGGUCAAGAUCGAGCAGGCCGAGAAGGUCAAGGAGAAGGAGCGGCGUGUGAGACUUCGGGAAGAGAAGCUCCUGAUGCAGAAGAUGCUGCAGGAGGAGCGUCUGCAGCGGGCCCGGGCCCGGGCCCAGGCCCAGAUCAAGAAGAAGAAAGGCAGGAAGCUGGUAUGUCGCUCCCAGCCUCCAGCCCCCAAGACCAAGCAGGAGUCUGAGCACAUGCUGAUGGACAAGGAAAAGGAAGAGCUGCUGUAUUUCUUCACUUAACUUUCACAGCUGGUCUGGCUAAAGGCUUUUUAGCCAAGGUGUCAGCAGAGAAUCUGGGCUGGGUCUCGAGUGGGCCCAGACUGAGACCUCU